UACAAGUGUUGCCAAUAUUGUGUGGGUCAGCCCUUAACAGCCAAUGGAAACCAAAAGAACAUGAGAUUUCCAUUCAACAGUAAUGCAAUUCUUCAACAUGGCAUUAGAAUACACUAGAUCCUGGUUAGUUUGUCUGGCCUUUUUAUUAAGCUACAGCUGCACCGUAGAAUCUAAGCAGAGAAACGUGCUACUCAUCAUAGCUGACGAUGCUGGCUUCGAGACAGAGGUUUAUAACAACACAGUGGUUCGCACACCUCAUCUCCGCGCUCUGUCGCAGCGCAGCUUAAUAUUGCAGAACGCAUUCACAUCGGUCAGCAGCUGCUCCCCAAGCCGAUCCACCAUCCUCACAGGGCUCCCACAGACUGUUUAUAGAUACUGCUACCCAAAGGCUCAUCAGCUAUGGGGGAGAGUUCCUGAAAGUGAAGGGGCACCUGCCAUCUGAAGUCAUCAAAAUGGCAUGUAUGGUCUACAUCAGGGUUACCAUCAUUUCAACUCAUUUGAUGGUGUCCAAAGUCUCCCUCUGCUCCUGCAACAAGCCAACAUCCGCACAGGUAUUAUAGGGAAGAAACAUGUUGGUCCUGGGUUGGUUUACCCAUUUGACUUUUCCUACACUGAGGAGAACAGUUCUGUGCUUCAGGUGGGAAGGAACAUCACAAAAAUCAAACUUCUGGUACAUAAAUUUUUGUGGAGCCACAAAGAAGAGGAGCGUCCAUUUUUCCUUUAUGUGGCAUUCCAUGACCCACACCGUUGUGGUCAUUCACAACCACAAUAUGGUACCUUCUGUGAAAAGUUUGGGAAUGGUGACAGUGGAAUGGGACGUAUUCCAGACUGGGAGCCUAAGCACUACAGCCCAGAUCAGGUUAAGGUGCCUGAUUUCAUCCCUGACACCCCAGCUGCAAGAGCAGACCUGGCUGCCCAGUAUACCACUAUUAGCAGACUGGACCAGGGAAUUGGGCUGGUUCUGAAGGAGUUGCGGGAGGCCGGGUUUGAGGAAAACACCCUUGUCAUUUACAGCUCUGACAAUGGGAUCCCAUUCCCUAAUGGGAGAACAAACAUGUACAUGUCUGGAGUGGCCGAGCCCAUGCUUGUGUCAUCACCAGAGCACAGGCAGCGCUGGGGGGAGGUCAGUGAGGCCUACGUAAGCCUCCUGGAUGUCACCCCUACUAUCUUGGAUUGGUUCUCUGUUCCCUAUCCCCUCUAUAGCCUCACUGGGGGACCACUAGUCCAGUUAACAGGCCGGUCUUUGCUCCCUGCCCUAAGUACUGAACCAACAUGGUCUACUGUGUUCUUCAGCCAGAGCCUGCACGAGGCCACCAUGUAUUACCCCAUGAGAUCUGUAUACCAGGGGCCCUUCCACCUAAUUCACAACCUCAACUAUCGGAUGCCCUUUCCCAUUGACCAGGACUUAUAUGUGUCACCCACUUUUCUGGACCUGUUGAACCACACCCAGGCAGGGCAACCAACAGGUUGGUUCAAGACAUUAAGGGAUUAUUAUUACCGUGAGCGCUGGGAACUGUAUGACACACAAUCUGAUCCAACAGAGACCAAGAACCUUGCAUCAGACCCCAAUCACCUCAAUGUUCUAGAGACACUGAAAGCCCAGCUGCUGAAGUGGCAAUGGGCAACGUCAGACCCAUGGGUGUGUAGCCCAGAUGCAGUGCUGGAGGCCAAAAUGGAGCCACAAUGUAGGACACUAUGUAAUGGGCUGUGAGACCUUAAGUACCCACAAGGUUAUGAAAAAAAGGACAUUUUUAAUGUUAUUUUUGAAUAAUCAGUGUUUGACGAAUAAUUAAUCUACACAGCCUACAGUUGCAUUAGACAUAUUUUAUUAUAACAAAGGAAUUAACUGACACACAGGUAGACUUGACACACAGGUAGACCUGUGUAUUUAAUUACAGAUAAAUGUAAUGACGGUCUUUUUUUCUUACCAAACAAGAUGUGGCCUUAUUAUUAUCUGCUUAGUUAGCCUAUAGCCUAGAUGUUGCUUAUGUGGAUGUGUUUUGGUAAAUUGAUUGAACCUGUACAAUCUGCCUGAAACAAUUUGUUAGUGUUUUCUUUACUGUUAUAAGAGCUGAUCAUUGAAUGAAUCGGCUAUGCAGCUUUCAAUAAGAAUUCAUAUUAUUUGCGUUUUGACAGC
Messenger RNA from Alosa sapidissima (American shad), 2137 nucleotides. It is a transcript of the gene sgsh, whose product is annotated as N-sulfoglucosamine sulfohydrolase (sulfamidase). The transcript is spliced from 8 exons. Gene Ontology annotation, molecular function: N-sulfoglucosamine sulfohydrolase activity. The record is from RefSeq and is a predicted model, not a curated record. Gene Ontology annotation, biological process: heparan sulfate proteoglycan catabolic process; glycosaminoglycan catabolic process. Bases 458 to 1711 code for a protein of 417 amino acids. NCBI's taxonomy places the organism in Eukaryota, Metazoa, Chordata, Actinopteri, Clupeiformes, Clupeidae.